AUGGCGCACUCCGAGGGUAAGUACCAAGGCGGCAUGCACUGGUCCGAACAGGUCCUAGCGUACAGUCAAGGUCUUCCAAUGCCUGGAAUUCCUGAGGAUGCCACCGUGUGUACGGACCUGGACUCUUCAGAGUACGAGUAUGCGGCGGCUCCUGGCUCUUUGACCGAAAAUUCUUUUGAACUUCGCGAGAAUCUAUCUCCAGAGGACUUUCUGGGAAGGUUUUGGAAUUACCACAAGUGGUAUUCAACUCCUGCAGGAACUCGAUAUGUCGCGCAUGCGCCUCGAAACCCAGCGGAUGAGUUUGUACGGUGUUUUGAUAGUUCAGGACAGGCAGUUGGACACGCGCCGGUCGUCAAGGAUUCAUCGGUCAACAUCGCCUCAGGAUCUGCUCUUUCCGACGACUCCCUUGAAACGCGAGGACCGUCUACUCUCGAUGGACCUUCACUUGGGCAAAUUAUUGACGCUGGUUUCAAUUUCGACUUUUCUCUCAACCUUGAUCACUUCUCCGCACCUUUCCCCUCAUCUCGUGCUAUUCCUGUCAACACUCCGUCUUAUUCUCCUUCCCCUCCGCCUCAUUCUAAACAGCCUCACGUUGAGGAGUAUCAGCCUUGUCCUCUAGAGACCGAUAUUAUCACUUCUUCACACGUGAACAAACCUCAUUCUCAGAAAGGCACUGGGCCCAAAAAGGCCUUCAAAAAGAAAAACAUGGCGAAGAAGCCGCUUCCUAAACCUACCGCCAGCGCACUCAAUGCUGAGGCUUCUUCAAAGCUUCUCUCACUUUCACCUACUCCACCUGUUCCUGCUCUCUCGUUCGCAUCCAUCUAUGCUCCUCUGCCUCUCUCUGACCUCCCCGCCGAACAUGCUUGGGAUGAUACCUCUUCAAAACCUUGGACCAAAGUGGUGAACAAGAAAAAGGAAGCUGCUUUGAAGAAAUCAUCAGCCAAGGCAUCUCCGGUCCCCCAGACCCCCAAGAACGCGAAGGUGUCGCCUAAAGAUAAAAUAAAGACCACUGGCUCUGGUAACUCGCCUGCUCAGCCUACACCGUCCACCUCAAGUGCGAGUGCACGGCAAAAUGACAAAAAGAAGCAGCCAGAUGCCUCUCGCCCCGUUUCCAUGGAAUUGCCUCCAUGUCUGUCCGCCAUCUCUCCUCCCAGGUCUACUCCCGUCCGUUCUUCUCCUUCACAACCCGCUCCCGUUCCGUCUUCUUCGCCUGCGAUUCCCGUCUCUUCGCUUUCCCGUACGGAUACUAUCGUUCCGUCUCACCAGCCGGCUCCUAUUUCUCCGGACCGUCCGAUUUCUGUCUCGUUCUCUCCUCAUCUGGCUUCUACCUCACCUUCCCGUUUGGAUCCCGUUCCCUCAACUCUCCCCGUGGAGCCUGAAGAGACAUCUUCCCACAGUAGCGAUGGGUCGUCUUCGUCGAUUGAAAUUAUCACGGAGAGACCCUCGGCUGCUGCCACGUACCGAGAAGCGAGUGAAGAGAGCGUUGAAAGAACCCCCUGUGGUCAGCCGGGCUGUGGUUAUUAG
Molecule: messenger RNA, 1524 nt
Organism: Penicillium atrosanguineum
Lineage: Eukaryota; Fungi; Ascomycota; Eurotiomycetes; Eurotiales; Aspergillaceae
Exons: 1
Coding region: 1-1524 (507 amino acids)
Source: RefSeq, a predicted model, not a curated record